Xyrauchen texanus (razorback sucker) is the source of this 3974-nucleotide messenger RNA. Its product is annotated as mastermind-like protein 3. The transcript is spliced from 5 exons. Gene Ontology annotation, molecular function: transcription coactivator activity. Gene Ontology annotation, cellular component: nucleoplasm; nuclear speck. Bases 637 to 3954 code for a protein of 1105 amino acids. The record is from RefSeq and is a predicted model, not a curated record. Gene Ontology annotation, biological process: Notch signaling pathway; positive regulation of transcription of Notch receptor target. NCBI's taxonomy places the organism in Eukaryota, Metazoa, Chordata, Actinopteri, Cypriniformes, Catostomidae.
GAUAUCACUCCGCUAGCAUGGAGGAGGGGAGCGCUUGAUUAUUGUGAUGGUGGCAGCUGCUGUACACAUCGGCGACAGUAGGAUUUCCUCUCCAGUGAUCAGGACUUUAAGAAACUGCUCACCUUGUUCGCGCUGUGGGGAGGGUUUCACCGGCCCAGCUAAUGAAAUGCAAGUUCACGAAACAACUCCGGAGCCUGUUCGCAGCACACGGCAAAACUUUUUUCAAAAGGACAACACAAUAAAACGACGGGCUCGCGGCAGCGGUGGUUAUGCGUGAUGGUUGCGAGUAACAUCCGGAUGUUUGAUGGUGCUCCAGUAGAGGCGAGAGAGUAACAGAGGAAGACAAGCGGGGUGACCCCGUUCGCCUCUCUCGCUCCUACACGGGUCCCGUACGGUUGUUUAUAGGUUUGCAAACGGUUGAGACAUUAUUGAAUGGUCGACACGGUGAGCCUCCCGGAGGAGGGAACCCGCCACCGCCGAGUAUUUACACUCCUUUAAAAGCUCCUUUCCUACCUAUUUUACUCUAUCCGUCUCACUGGCGAAGCGGACUCGCGCCCCGAUUUGGAGAGGGGAGAGCGCGAGAGACAGGGGGCUUGACAAAGUUCUUCCCAAAGAACCCUGUGUAUUCAGGCACAGAUGAUGGGGGAUUUUGCCAGCCCCGCCGCCGUACCAACCGGCGGCGGCAUUUGCAUUAACAACAGUAACAUGAACUUAAACUCUGCCAUUAAUGCGACGAACAGCAGCAGCACCGGCGGAGGUAACGUGGGCAUACCGAAGCACAGCACGGUGGUGGAGCGGCUCCGGCAGCGGAUCGAGGGCUGCCGGCGGCACCACGUCAACUGCGAGAGCCGAUACCAGCAAGCGCACGCCGAGCAGCUGGAGCUGGACCGCCGGGAGACGGUGAGUCUGUACCAUCGGAGUUUAGACCAGCGGGCCAAGAAAUCCAACAGCAGCAAACAGCAGAGCAAGCAUCAAGACCCCGAUUCAACAGCGACCACCGAGCAGAGGAACAGCACUCUGAUCGCGCUCCAGGAAACAGUAAAAAGGAAAUUGGACAGUGCCCGGUCUCCAUUAAAUGGUGACCAAAAUGGGCUCAGUGAUGGGAGCUACUCUCCUACUACAAAGAGACUCCGUAAGGAAGGGUGCACUGGAAUGGACUCUCUGGGAAGCCUUCCUCCCAUUUCCCCACUUCAUCAAAUGGACAUCAAACCCACCUUGCCCUUGGGCAACAACAGUGCCUCCUCAAACAAUGGAACCAGCAAUGGGAAUGUUGGUACCAACCAUAUUACUGGAGGAUCUGAGGAUUUAGGCAAGAACGGUGGUAUACCCGACAUUAAACUGAAUGGUUCAUUGGAUUUAGACGAUGGCUUUGGUUUAUUGAAGGAUAUGAAACAAGAGCCUUUGGACGAUGCUGGUGGAAUUGAAUCCUCAGAUACAUCACUUUCAAAUCAGAACAAGCUAUUUUCUGACAUCAAUCUGAAUGACCAGGAAUGGCAAGAACUGAUUGAUGAGCUGGCAAACACGGUGCCUGAAGAUGACAUGCAUGACCUCUUCAAUGAGGACUUCGAGGAGAAGAAGGAGGUCAGUGACUUCACACGGGCCAUGACGGAACAAACGCAGCUUGCACAAGACCCAGCACCAAACCCUGUAGCUUCUGCACCCAACAGUACACCGCAACCACAGAGUGGCCAGAUACCUAUGGGCUCACCUCAGGUGCGGCCAUCUUCCUCUGGUCCCCCUUUUGCAACUGCUGCCAAUGGCACACCACCCCAGCAACCCUUGCAGCAGUCACCAGCAGUUGGAAUGCCAUUAGGAUCACCCGCAAACUGUGUGGCCCGCUCACCACAAACGCCCACUCAGGCUCAGACACAGGCCCAGAGACCUGGGAAUGGAUAUAUGAUGAAUGCAGUUCCUGGUGUUGGUCCUGUGGGAUCAACACCAGGAGCAGCAGUGGGCCCUGGAGGAGGAACCGCAGGUGGAAGUGGGUCCGUUGCAGUCCCACCAACCUCUGACCUUUCCCCGGCCGAGCAGCUAAAGCAAAUGGCUGCCCAACAGCAGCAACGUGCCAAACUCAUCCAACAGAAGCACCAACAGCAGUCCCAGGCAGCAAGCUGGUCACCUGCAGGAGCACCAACAAGCCCGUACAGUGGACCCUUUAACCCAGACAAACCAAAUAGCCCCAUGAUGUAUCCACAGGCUUUCAAUGCUAACAGCACGAUGGGGCCAAAAACACCAGGCAUGAACAACUACCUCCCACAGAACCACAUGAAUAUGCUCAACCAGCAGCCGCAGCAGCAAUCUAAUAACUUGGCUGCCCAAAACAACCUCAGUAAGCAGCUCUCUUAUAGCAACACCAAGCCGCUGACUCAUUUCAGUGGAGUAGACCACAUGAGUCAGCGGAUGACGCCGCCCAUGGCCAAUCAACCUAAAAACCCGAUGAUGCCCUAUAUGCAGGGUGCCGCAGGGCAAGGGGGUGGCCCACCACAAGCUCCAGGUCCAUUGCAGACCCAGACAGCCCAUCUAAGUGAAGAACAGAAGAGGAUGAUGUUGAUCAAGCAAAAAGUGCUGAGUCAAGGCUUACCAUACGGCUCUAUGCAGCAGCAUGUACAGGAUCAAGGUGUUGUUGGAAUGCCGCGGCAAGCAGGAGUCCAGCCACCUCAUGGUGGACCAGGUGCCGUGGCCCCUGCAGGGCCUAACGGUGCUGGGCCUGGCGGUUAUAUGGGUAAUCCACAGCAACAACAGCAGGCAGCAAUGAUGAAGCAGAUGAUUGCUAUGGAGCAGGAGAAGAGAGUUCAACUACAUCUGAUGGAGCAGAAGAAAGCACAGCUCCUGAGAGAGCAGAGACAACAGCAGCAGCAACAGCAUAUGCUGGCAGAACAGUUACAACAGCAGCAGCAGCAUCUCCCCAGACAGAUGAGUCAGGCACAGAGGAAUCCAUACCCACUCCAGCAGUUUCAAGGCACGCCCCAGGAGAUUGCAGCAAGGAACCAGACUCUACAGAACAUGCGGAACGCUCGACUUCUUCAGCAGCAGCAGCAGCAACAACAGAACCCGGGGAUCCUGCAGAUGACGCCCGUCCAGAAUUCUGCCGCCAUGCCUUCACAGGGAGACAUGAGCAUGGUUUAUGGAGGCCAGACAGGUGCACAACCUGGCAUGUACCAGGGUAUGAACCCAGGCAUGGGCCAAAUGCUCCAGCAGCAACAGCAGCACCAUCCCAACCAAAGUGGUAUGACGAUAGCACAGAGACAAGCGGGCGCCGGCGGGCAGGUAAUGGUCGGCGGAGGAGUGGGAAGUGGGUAUGGGCAAGGAAUGCUCAUGAACCCGGCCCUCUCGCAGCAGCAAAUUAAAUCAGGCGUCGUUGCCCCUGGUGGGCAGCCAAUGGUCAAAGCCCAGGUUCAGAGACUGCAAACCAUGAUGGGAGGUGGAGGCCAGUCGUGGCCACAGCAACAGCAGCAAAAUAUACAGGCCCUGGGUGGCAGGACUUCAAACGACAUGGUGGCUUUUAACAGUAAUCCUGCAUACGCCAUGCAAGGUGGGCAGCCUCCUAGGAUGGCCAAGCAACAUUUUGCCCAAGCGAUGGGUGGACAGACAAUGGUGGACCCACGUUCUAUAAAUCCAGCAGCAAUGGGUGGGCCAAUGAUGCCUCAUAUGGCAGGGCAGCCAAGGACCAAUCAGCCAAGGGGUAUUGUGAUGCAAGGUAUGAACCAGGGUGUGCCCAACUUGGCUGUUUACGGACAGGCCUCUGCUCAGGGUAUGCCAGGGUCAUCAGGAGGGGGAGGGCCAUAUAUGCCAGGCGGUCAGCCUCAGGGCUACCAGAGGACGUCCAAUCAGGACCUGGCAUAUGGUUACGGCAGCCAAUCAGGGGCUGGGCCUGGGGUUUCUUUCGGUUUAUCAGAUGGAACAGAUUUGGAUCCAACGGAAGGUUGGAUGGAAGAGUUUUUCCCCAACCAAUAGCCUAAGGUUUUUUUUUUUUU